CACGUUGCCCUUGGCCUCGCCUCGGCCUCGCCCGCUGCUGCCUCCCGCCACCUGCAUCCUGCCGCCGGCCGCAGCGACGAGCAGCCGCCUGCGCGCGCGUCUUAUGACCAGCGCGCCCUCACGCACGGCACCAGUUCCCCGCCCGGCUGACCAGGCGGUAUAUUAGUCGACGCUGCCCGCCCACGCGGCCUGUUUGCUGCUCAACAUCGCCCCAAUGGUCACAAUGGCAUCGAAUGGAUUGCCCGUGCCCGCCCAUAAUAGCAACUACCUCGAGAAUGGCCGCUACUACCACGGCUACCGGAGAGGCAUCUACCAAUAUCCGUGCGACGAGCCUGAGAAAGACCGCAUGGACAUCUACCACAAGCUGUUCUGCGUCGCACGGCGCGACAUGCUGCACCAGGCCCCCGUGCCACAGCACGGAGAAACUCGCAUUCUCGACCUGGGCACCGGCACCGGCAUCUGGGCGAUAGACAUGGCCGACAAAUUCCUGAACGCCGAGGUUUUGGGCUUAGAUCUGGUCAACAUCCAGCCGGAACGAAUCCCCCCGAAUCUGCGUUUCCGUGUACCACGCGACUACGAGAGCCCGUGGACGCUAGGCGAGGACUCCUGGGACCUGAUCCACCUGCGAUUGGCCUGCGGCAGCGUCUCGAGCUGGCCAGAGCUGUACCAGAAAGUUUUUGCACACCUGAAGCCCGGCAGCGGCUGGAUAGAGCACGUUGAAAUCGACAUGCAGCCGCGCUGCGACGACGGCACCCUCGAUCCCAAGGGCAAGCUGGUCCAGUGGUACGGCUACCUCGCAGACGCGACAUGGCGAGUCUCGCGCCCAAUCGCAUACGACCACCGGACGCGCGAGAACCUGCAGGCCGCCGGCUUCAUCGACAUCCAGGAAACCGUGAUUCGUGUUCCUUACAACUCGUGGCCCAAUGAUCCUCACCAAAAAGACAUUGGCAGGUGGUACAACCUAGGCAUCACCGAGGGACUGGACGCACUGUCAUUUGCCCCUCUCACCCGCGUCUACCAGUGGGACCUCAACGCCCACGUCAAACCACUCCUUGACGGCGUCAAGAAGGAGAUCUGCAAUCGCAAGAUCCAUGCGUACAACAACAUUCAUAUCUGGACUGCCCGCCGACCCCAGCAGUAGCAUCUCAGUCUGCUAAAAUUGCGCUUGUAAUGCCAAUAACGCCGUUGCUAUUUCCGACUGUGUUCGCCCGCCACGACUCCGCUCUGGCCAACACCUUCGACAACCUGGACCGCAUUGCAUUCCUGCGUUUGUUGUUUCGGUCUACAUGCGACUCUCGAGAGACCGGUCAGCAACUCUCGACAGUCGCCCCGGCUUUACGCACAUUCCAUAUUCCGGGAGCGUACCGUCAGCCCCAAAAGUGCACCCGUUCUACACGCUAAGAAUGG
Molecule: messenger RNA, 1407 nt
Organism: Boeremia exigua
Lineage: Eukaryota; Fungi; Ascomycota; Dothideomycetes; Pleosporales; Didymellaceae
Product: methyltransferase LaeA
Exons: 8
Coding region: 215-1141 (308 amino acids)
Molecular function (GO): methyltransferase activity
Source: RefSeq, a predicted model, not a curated record